AUGUCAACUCUGAGAACCUCACUCCGCGGGAGCGUCCACAUGCCGUCCGACCUGCUCGGCGUGCGGGUCGAGGAGGAGCGCGACGCGCUCCUCAAGUCCCCACCCAGGCGUAGGCUCGCGCCCGAGCCGGAGGCGCCCUCCGUCCCCGUCUCGGACGGAAGCCCGCGCGGGGCCCGUUCCGCCCCCGUCUCAUCGGACGACACGAAGAGGACGACGCCCUCGCCGUCGAAGGACGGGGGCGCGCCGUCGCCCCCGCCGUCCGGGGAGGAACCCCGCGCGUCGCGCGACGAUCGUCCACCCCACGUCGCGGCUCAGACGCCCGACCACGUCGGCAGGGCCAGGGCGUACGAUGAGCUCGAGGCGAGCGCGAGCGGCGGCCUGGACCCGGCGUCGUUACGCGACGCCGCGUCCAAGUACUCCAUCCACGAACAAACCCUGGUCCCCGCGCCGCUUCCGUACGACGUUCCGAACGGCGUGAGGCUCCUGUGCACCGCCAUCGAGGGUCCCGACGGCGGCGACGACCUGCGCGACGCCCUCGCGCGCGCGUGCGAGCGCUUCAUCGACGCCCUUCCCACCGGCUGGAUCGUCCACCGCAACCCGCCGCGGUCGUACCACUCCACGGUGUUUCACACCGGGCACCCGACCGAUCCGAGGCCCCCGCGAGACGCGUACGACCUCGCGUUCGAGGUGAGGGAGGCGACGCAGCUCGUGGGUGGAACGACGCCGAUUGCGGUGGAGGUUGACCGGGUGGUCAUCGCGUCUUCGGGCGUGCUCCUCGCGCUGUUGCGGCACCCGGGGGGUGGGGAAUCGCCCGUCGAUGGGCUGAGGGCGAGGUGCCGGCGGCGGUGGCCCAGGGCGCCGCAGAGGCAGGCGACGCACGUGAUGCACGUGUCGCUGUGCCGGGUGCUGCGCGCGACGCCGCAGUGCGACGGGGCGCGAUGGGGGGAGGUGCUGGUACGGGUGCGGGAGGUCUCCGUGGAGUUGGCGGGGAUGAGGGCGCAGCUCGGGACGGUGUGGCACGUGCAGGAGAAGAUGCAGAUGACGUGCGGGGACGAGGAGGCCGGGUGCGUGGUCAAGAGGCUCAGGCUCGGGAAGGACCUGAAGUGA
Molecule: messenger RNA, 1107 nt
Organism: Micromonas commoda
Lineage: Eukaryota; Viridiplantae; Chlorophyta; Mamiellophyceae; Mamiellales; Mamiellaceae
Exons: 1
Coding region: 1-1107 (368 amino acids)
Source: RefSeq, a predicted model, not a curated record